Molecule: messenger RNA, 2568 nt
Organism: Myotis lucifugus (little brown bat)
Lineage: Eukaryota; Metazoa; Chordata; Mammalia; Chiroptera; Vespertilionidae
Gene: RADX
Product: chromosome unknown CXorf57 homolog
Exons: 14
Coding region: 1-2568 (855 amino acids)
Biological process (GO): regulation of DNA repair
Cellular component (GO): replication fork
Molecular function (GO): single-stranded DNA binding
Source: RefSeq, a predicted model, not a curated record
AUGCCUGGUGAGUUAGACCAGCCUCAGGCAGGCGCCUCACAUGCUGGGAUGGUCCGGCAGGAUUCUGAGGUAAAUGGGCCUUGGGUCCCGGGAGGAGUGAGGCCUAAAGCCGGUGCCCUAGGGCCGAGGUCCUGGAUCCAAACAGUUCUUGAGCAAGUAAGAGACUCGCCUCUCCAGUGGGUCACCCCCUCGGAGGUAGCUCCUGUCGCUGUGCUGGCCGUCCAACGGUACCUGUUAGAAGACGAGCCGGGAGACAUACUUCCCAAACCGUCCCGUUACGGCUAUGAUGUGACCAUCUCAGACGGGGUGUACCAGGAGAAAUGCUGCCUCCAUCCCAGACUGAACUUCCUGGUGUCUAAAAAUAUCCUGAGACCUGGCAUCAAAAUGAGAAUUUUCAGAGUCUCGUGUCUUUACAACGAGAAAAGGUUAGGCCAGGGAAUCCUGUGCAUUGAUAACAUCGACUGUAAGGAGGAGACCUUGGACACCAUUUCUUUAGCAACUCCCUUCAGAAAUAGUGCGCACCAGGAAAUACCGGAAAGACCCUUAAGAGGCGGGAAGAGUCAUUACCUGGCCCUGUGGAAUAACGAAGACCCAUAUGGAGAUAUCUGGUUAACGAACAAGCAACCUGAGGAAUACAAUUUCAACAAUACCAAAAUAAUUUCUCUUGCUCACCUUGAAAUGAGCUGGACUAAGAGGACGAAUUAUCCUGCUUUGCUUGUGAGAAUCAUGUAUAAAUCAAGACUAAGAUACUAUGGAAAACCCGAUAAAAAGAUGAUUGAGCCAUACCAGACCUUUUUGGAAGUUGCUGACAGUUCAGGAACUGUAUCAGUGAUCAUGUGGAAUGCCCUGUGUCCUGAGUGGUAUAAAUGUUUGCGGGUUGGCUCAGUUCUUCUGCUUCAAGAUUAUUCUGUUAAAAAGAGUUUUCCAUUCAGGCUGCAGCCUCUCCCUGUGGAUCCACAGAUCAAACUAAUUUCUACUAUGGAGGUCUGCCUGAACCUUCGAGAUCCUCCAACUAAUAUAAAUAUCAUUCCAGAAGGGCAGGUGAAACCAGAAUGGAGAUUGCCAAAGUUAAAUCAUCGCUUUAUCACAAGGUCAGAACUGGAUGAUAUACCAGAAAAGCAAAUCUGUGAUGUUGUUGGCGUUUUAGUUUUUGUAGGAAGGGUCCAGCGGUUAAAAAAGAAAGAAUACGGUGAAGAUUUUUGGUCAUAUCGCUGGAUUCACAUUGCUGACGGGACUUCAGAACAACCAUUCAUUGUGAAACUGUUUUCUACAUCUCAGCCAGAAAUCUUUGAAAAUAUUUGCCCAAUGACAUAUUUCAUGUGUACACAGUUGAAAGUUGUCAGAAAUAACAAUCAAGUACCUAAACUGCUUUACCUCACCACUACAAAUGAGAGUCAAAUAUUUAUUAUCGGUCAUAGAGGCCAGCCAUAUGCCAAUGAUACCAAAGUAAAAAGUUUUAUUCACCGGAUUAAAACAAAGACUGAUUCUGGGGAAAUGAAGAAUACUGUUAUUGGAGGAUAUUACCCCUAUCCCCCAGUGCCAGAGACAUUUUCGAAGUAUAGUACUUCUGUAAAAGUUCAGUCGCUCCUGACAGCUAUAAGUGAAGUGAGGAAGGAGAUUGAAAACUUGCAGUAUAGGGAACAAAAACGCAUUGCAAUUCAGGGGAUAAUUACUAUUAUAAAGUAUGUACCCCAUAGCAGUGCAACUGGAAGUUCCUCAGCAUCAGAAACAGUUCAGAAUGUUAACCAACCCUCAACAUCCCAAACAGCAAUAAAAGAAAGUCAAAGUCAGGAACUAGAUGGUAAACAGCAUCAAGAUGAUGGUUCUGUGAGUUGUCAAACUACAUGUACAAGUUUGAGCCCUCCCAAGAAAAAAAGGAUUCUUCAAGGGCCAUUUGCCAAACUAGUUCCUAUACCUCAGCCAGAAACUUCUGCACAAACAAGAGAAAAUAUACCAGACACACCAAGCAUCUUCCAACGUAGAGAAAGUGCAAGCACUGGUAUUAAAUGGAAAGCCAGAAAAACUCUAACUCAUAGAUGGGAAAGUCAACUGUGGAGAGAGAAAAAGUUUGGCUUAAGAGAACACCUAUGUUACAGAUUUGUUUAUCCUGAAAGUAUUCCACGGAAAUUUAUUUUCGAACACAAAAAUUUUCUUAUUCAGCAGUAUAUCUGUCAGCCUGCAAAAUACAUAGCACCAGAAGAAAGGCCCCUAAAAGUUAGUGAUUUUAAGAGUGCCCGAAGUCCUGGACAUUUUGAAGUAACCAUCCUAGGUCUGAACCAUGAGAGAGCAAUUGAUGUUGCAUUUCUACCCCUGUACUGUCCAGAAGAUAUCCGAACAUCUCAAAUAGACACAUUAUUAACCUGUAUGAAUUACAGCUGUGUGUAUCCACAGGAAGUAACUGAUUCUGAGAGGAUGCCAGGUACAACAGCCCUUGCAGGUGAUAUUAUAAAAGCAGUAACUGAACUGGAUAGAGUGCAUGUCAUCUGUAUCUUGGAUAUCUGUAAUUUGGGUGACAACAAUGUAGAAGUCUAUAUACAUAAAAUUUAUAGACCAGAUAAUGCUCCUUAA